AAAAGCUGCUGUAUUUCCGCCCAAUAACCAACGAAGAAGAAUCAGCAGAAGAGGCGCGCUCACUGUUAGUUUGAAUCUCAUAAACAAACGUAAGCGUUGUCCUCACGAUGGCUCAGAGUCAUAAGUUCCAGGAUCUGGAGGAGACGGGGGACGUUCUGGUGUCGUUCAUCAAGAGCAGCCAGCCCGAGAAGCUGAUCCAAGUGAACGAGGAACACCAGGCUCUGUUCGACAAACUCAACAAGAGGCUGGUGACGCCGAUUCUAAAAGAUAUGUCUCAGGUGGAGGAGGCUGUAGGUCAGAGGCUGAUGGACAUGGAGGAGGAGAAGAACCUGAUGGAGGAGGAGCUUCAGAUUCUGGAGGAUCAGCUGAGGAAGAGCAGCGCCAAGAGCCAGAUGACCGACUCUGAGCUGCAAUUUCUGCAGAGGGAGUUGGAGAGUCUGAGAAUCGAUGAAGACGAGCUGGAGGUUCUCCGCAGUGAAGUGGACGAAGACACCACCGAGGUCAUCCCUUCAGCUGUAUAUGUGUCCCAGUUGUACCACGUGAUAACAAGGAUCAAGUGGGAGUACGACACGCCCCCCAACGUCUUAAAAGGAGUUCACUACGGACCCGACCUGGCGACUCCGAUCAACCUGGACACGUGUUCGUUAUCUCCGUGCGAAGUGAGCGACCAGCUGUGGAGCUUCGUCAGCACUGAGUGGUAGCUGAGAGGAACUGUGUGCUCUUUAUUUCUGGUUGUUUGUCUGUUAUUCUCAUAUUCUUUACUACGUUUAUACUGUUUUAUGAAAAUUAAAUAUCUCACACCUUUCAAA
Molecule: messenger RNA, 809 nt
Organism: Trematomus bernacchii (emerald rockcod)
Lineage: Eukaryota; Metazoa; Chordata; Actinopteri; Perciformes; Nototheniidae
Gene: spc24
Product: SPC24 component of NDC80 kinetochore complex
Exons: 6
Coding region: 108-701 (197 amino acids)
Source: RefSeq, a predicted model, not a curated record